Molecule: messenger RNA, 2823 nt
Organism: Paramacrobiotus metropolitanus
Lineage: Eukaryota; Metazoa; Tardigrada; Eutardigrada; Parachela; Macrobiotidae
Exons: 3
Coding region: 117-1304 (395 amino acids)
Biological process (GO): nucleocytoplasmic transport
Cellular component (GO): nuclear pore
Molecular function (GO): structural constituent of nuclear pore
Source: RefSeq, a predicted model, not a curated record
AUAGGGCGCCCGCGCCACAUGCUUCAUGGGAAUUUUGUCGAGAUUUGUGGGUUCGUAACUCCUAGCGUAUCGGUAUCGUUGGAGCUCUCCAGUCUCCGCAUAAGGAAAUUCAAAAAAUGUCACGGCGCGGUUCUAUUUGCAUCUGUGGUAGUGACGAGCAUGAACUGUACUUCAUUCCGGAUGAAAGUGAGCCUACAUCGACCUUGGUGGUGAAGUCGAUUGGCAGACGUGGAGUUGGCUACGUUACAUUCUUUGAGUGCGUCCAGAUUCCUGCGGAUGAUUUGUACACUGGUGUGCAUAUUGAUCAUGGAUCCAUUGAAAUCCGCGAAGAAUCGGGCAUUUGCAGUCCGUUCAACCGACCGGCGAGCGUGACGUUCGAAAAUGUAUGGAAUCUUGACGAAUGGCGUCUGGAAUGUACGAGACAUGGUGACACGACCACAGUGGCCAGCUCGCAUGAUGAGAGCGAUCCAGUUGCGCUAUCUGCGAUGUACAGCGCCGAAACGGGAAUUUUUCGGUUCGCAGUUUCUGGCUUCUCCAAAUAUAAAUUAUGCCUGGCGGGCAGUUCUUCACCCAAUGGCCAGAGUUCGGACAGUAAGGAAACAUUUUCCCGACAACAGAAUUCUGCAGCCACGCAUUCAUGGGCUCCAUCUUACGAGAGACGGCCCCAAGUGGUCUACAGCAAAUCUGAGAGUUCUCCGCUGUCGGAUUUCCUUGUGAGUGAUCUGCUGCACAAUCUGGCUUCCGCAGAAGUCUACAGUCCGGACGGUGGCCCUCUGCGAUUCCCUCCUGAUGUAGGCGACGGUGUUUCGCAUUGGCGAAUACAUUUUCUUGAGAGAUUAGCGGAUAACUCGCAACGUACUGGAAGCGAUGAACUGGAUGGAGCUUUGUCCGAGUCCGAAAUCGACGUACGGGAGGCUUCGCAGACCCCGGAAUCAUCUACUGCGCUGUUUGAUUUGUUUUUCGAGGAAUAUAUUGCCGCUUGUGAGAUCAAGCGGUGUAACGGACGUAUUGAAUUAAUUCCCCCUAGGGGAAGCGGGAAAUAUCUGGAAUUCACUGCUAAGCAACUUUUUCGAGUGCCGUUUGACUCGACAGAAGCUAUGCAUCUUUGGAUCGCUUUGAAGUUGAUUUGCGCGUUAUGGGGCGCUGGGAGUUCUGCUGGGCAGGCGGGCUACAAAGCGGAUAGACCGGAAACCGCGCAGGCAUUUUUGUCAUGGCUCAAGGACGUUUUGCCGCAUUUCAAUAGCGACAAGCAGGACUACCACGACGAUAUGUACCACUCAGUUUUCCAGCGGAUGGCUGGCUGAUUUGAACCUGGGCCAAGCGGCGUUGAUAGCCAAGCAUCGCAACAACGAUAAAGCCUUAGCUGAACUGAUUGGAGUUAAUAGGGAAAAUCGGCAUCAGCUGGCGUAUCAAGUUGCCAUCAUUCAGCUGUGGAACAAAAACAAAGCUGCAGGACAGUGGAUAAAAAAGAUUCUGCUGUUGCUAUCGGGAUCGAUUUUUGUGGAAGACAGCAGUGCUUGCGAGAAUAUGGACUGGUUGCAUUGUUUCGCUAUGUGCGCUUACUAUGUGAUUAGCGAUCAACCAAACAGCUUGGAGGACAUUUUCAAAAUGUACGAAGAUUGCUGCAUCUACGACUUGUGCUGUGUCUUACCUGUUGAUGAUGAUGUGAAAACUGACGGCCCUCCCCGCAUUCUUUACAGUAUUAUUCGGUUGUACCUUGGAAUUGAGGAUAUUACUUUUGUACGACGUACAGAAUUUGUCAGAUGGAAUGCAUUUUAUAAGUGGAUUUUCCUUAGCGCUUUGUACAAUAUCGGUUUUGAUGCUCCGGUGGAUGUUUUCGAGCAGGCUAUCGAAGCCUUGGUUUCUUCACUUGUACUCCAGAACAAGUGGGAAUAUGCGGUAGCUUUACUGCUGCACUAUCAGCCAUGCGAGAAACGUGACAGCCGCAUUCGCAAGUUUAUUUCUUCCAACAUGGAAACAAAUCUAUCUGACAACAGCGAUUCUAUGGACGUUCUAAGCGGAAAAUUGCUUUUUGACAAAAAAUGGAUCAUCGAAGGAAAAGCGAUGUUCGAGUUAGAAUGUAAUCAUUAUGUGGAAGCAGCCAGACUAUUUACGAUCGUGGAAAAACCGGAAAAAGUCGUUGAUAUUCUGAUUAAUAAAAUAUUUUUGAAAUGGAAGCGAGGUGAUGAUUUGAAUGAAUCGCUGUUAACAGUGAUGGAAAGCAUGGAACCGUACCUGUCCAACAGCGAAUUGCCUAAUAAUUUGUGGUAUGCGACAAUUUUCGAAACGGUGCUGACUUAUUGCCAUCUGAAACAGCUUACCGAAGAAAAUAAACGUGAACGGACAAGAGAGUUAAGUUUGUUAAGACAAAAGCUUCGAAAUUAUUUGGAGGAGAUCAGAUUGUUGCUGGGACAUCCACAAGUGAAGUGCAGGGAUUUCAUUGAAGAUGUUAUUGAACAAGCGGAAGAACUGUUGUCUCUGUAUCCACCCAGUGGUGGCGUGAUUGACCUGCUGAAGGGAAUGGUGACAUCUUUCUUCGGAUGAUAGGUUGUUGUUUUUUUUUGUUUUUAUUUUUAAACCUGCGUACGCCGAAAAUGUGUAAUGCUUUUUUUUGUUGUAAGAUCCUGCUCUGCCUUUUGGCUAAGUCAUCUUUUUUCAGCCUUCAGUGUAACCAUUGUGAAAUAGUCGAAUGGCGAUUUGUUUGCACUUUGAUGAUAGGCUAUAUUGUUUUUUAUUGUUGCUUUUGUGAAUUUUUGCAUCAAAAUGCGCCGACCUGUAGGUAAAUCUUGCGUUUCACUGCAAAGCAAAUAUGCAUUAUGUAAC